Molecule: messenger RNA, 765 nt
Organism: Chara braunii
Lineage: Eukaryota; Viridiplantae; Streptophyta; Charophyceae; Charales; Characeae
Source: the annotation of a GenBank genome assembly
GGGAAGGCGGGAGCUGAAAGAGGUGCCAAACCGGGGAGCAGGUUCGGGAUAGGAAGAGAUCAGGGUCGGGGAAGGUGGGAGGAUCGAGGCCCGAAGAGCAGGAUCGGGACAGAGGGAGAUCGAGAUCGGGGAAAAUGGAUCGACGUCGAGUCAGUGGGAGAUCAGGAUCGGGGAAGGUGGGACGAUCAAGCCCCAGGGAGCAGGAUUGGGAUAGAGGGAGAUCGAGAUCAGGGAAGACGGGAGCUGAAAGAGGUGUCAGACCAGGAAGCAGGUUCGAGAUAGGGAGAUAUCGGGAUCGGGGAAGGCAGGGGGAUCAAUGCCCGGGGAGCGGGAUCGGAAAAGAGGGAGAUCGGGAUCGAGGAAAGUGGAUCAACGCCGGGUCAGUGGGAAGCGGCAUCGGAGUAGACAUCGAGAUGAGCAAGAAGUGGGAUUGCGGUAGAGGGAGGUCGAGGUUGGAGAGGCCGGAGCGGAAAGAGAGGGAAAUCGGGAUCAGGGAAGGUGGGAGGAUCGAGGCCGGGUUAGAGGGAAGUCGCAUCGAAGCAGACAUCGAGAUGUCCAAGAAAAGGGAUUGGGAUAGAGGGAGGUCGAGAUUGGGGAAAGCAGGAGGAGAAAGAGGUCCCAGACCGGGGACCAGGAUCGCGAUAGAGGGAGGUCGGGAUCGAGAAACGCGGGAGCAGAAAGAGGUGGGAAACCAGGGAUCGGGAUGAGAUCGAGGACGCUCAGAGUGAAGAGAGGGGGGGGAAACGGACUCCAGUUUCCGAUGGA